AGUUAGAUGCACAACUAAAUUUAGCCUUCAGCCACAUCCCCAUCAACCAAAAGAAAAAACUCCUUAACCAAAUGAACCACCUUGAUAGUUGAUACAUGUCAUGCCCACAAAUAGACAGCCCAGAGAAACUCAUGCUACCCUCCUUCCAUAACAAUCUACACCCAUUUUUUCCUUAUAUAAGCAACUUAACCUUAAAUUCUUUCUUCUUAAUAUCUUCCUAAACCCACUUCUCUUUUAGUAAUUUUUUUGUUCCUUGUCUCAACUCUGAAGAAUUCAAGAAAAGAGUGUUAUUGUGUAGAUAAACUAGCCAGACAAAAAAACACAAUGGCGGGACAAUCAAGAAAAUGGCUGAUACUUGUGGCAACAACAUGGAUACAAGCAUUUACAGGGACAAACUUCGACUUCUCAUCUUACUCCUCUGAUCUCAAAACAGUGCUUGAGAUAACUCAGGUUCAGCUAAACUACUUGUCUGUUGCUUCUGAUAUGGGAAAGGCAUUUGGGUGGUGUUCUGGUGUGUCUCUUAAGUAUUUACCAUUGUGGGUUGUCAUGUUCAUCGCUGCAAUUAUGGGACUCUUUGGUUAUGGCCUCCAAUGGCUUGUCAUUCAGAGAAUCAUCACUUUGCCUUAUUUCCUGGUAUUUCUUCUAUCCUUGAUGGCUGGGUGUGGCAUUUGUUGGUUCAACACUGUUUGCUACGUAUUGUGCAUACGAAAUUUCCCAGUCAACAGGUCACUAGCACUGUCCCUCACCAUCAGUUUCAAUGGUGUAACUGCAGCCAUAUACACCCUCAUUGCCAAUGCAAUAAAACCCAAUGAUGACACCAUUUACCUCUUCCUAAAUGCACUAGUUCCUCUCUUCACAUCAGGCAUAGCACUCGUCCCUAUCCUUUGCCAACCCCCUCUCCAAUCACUCACCACCGAAGCCAUUCGCCGUGACUCCUUCAUUUUCCUUUGCCUCAACAUUCUAGCAGUCUUCACUGGCCUAUAUCUCCUCCUACUCAAUUCUUUAUCUUCUAAUGUAUCAAUGGCUCGCAUUCUUCUCGGAGGGGCUCUUGGUCUUCUAGUCCUUCCCUUGUGUUUGCCUGGAAUUGUGUGUGCACGUGAGUGGGCACGUCGGAACAUCUACCCUACCUUUUGUUUUGAUAACUCAAGCUUCAAUUUGAUUGACCCUGAUGAUCUUGAGCUUCAUAUAGAACUCAUUGGAAGUGAGAGCAAUGGCACGAAUGGCAAUUCUUAUACUGCAAUAGACAAAUGUGGGUGUUUUGGGAAGGUGAUGGAGAAAGAUAGGUUAAUUGUGCUUGGAGAAGAGCACCCGGCUAGGUUGUUGGUGCAGCGGUGGGAUUUCUGGCUAUAUUAUCUCGCAUAUUUCUGUGGAGGAACAUUAGGGCUGGUCUAUAGCAACAACCUAGGGCAGAUUUCCCAAUCACUUGGAUACAGUUCAAUGACUAGUUCUCUUGUCACCCUCUACUCCACAAGUUCCUUCUUUGGCCGUUUGCUCUCAGCUGCCCCAGAUUUCCUUCGCAACAAGGUGUAUUUUGCAAGGACUGGGUGGCUUGCAGUGGCAUUAGUGCCAACACCAAUUGCCUUCUUUUUGCUGGCUUCAUCAGGCAGUGAGGCAGUAUUGCGUGCAGGCACAGGCUUGAUAGGGCUGAGCUCUGGGUUUGUGUUUUCAGCAGCUGUGUCAGUCACAUCAGAGCUAUUUGGUCCAAACAGUGCCGGGGUCAACCACAACAUCCUUAUCACCAACAUACCCAUAGGCUCACUCCUCUAUGGCCUUCUUGCAGCCCUGGUUUAUGAUUCCAAUGCAGGGGGCUCAGCCCUGUCAAGAUUCUUGGGUGAAACAAUGGUAUGCAUGGGUAGGAAAUGCUACUUGCAAACAUUUAUAUGGUGGGGUUGCAUUUCCUUGUUUGGUGUAGUUUCAAGUUUCUUGCUUUUUCUAAGGACCAAGCUCGCUUACAAACACUUUGAAAGGAACAGGACUAGAACAUAACUCUGCUCUUAGCACUGAAGUUCCUUUUUUGAGUGCUAAGUUUUGAGAUGAAUAUAGAGUUUAAAGUGAUACAAAUAGUGAUAGAAUCAGAUAGAAAUUAUAACUAGAAACCUAUUUAGCGUGCUAUAAAGGAACAGGGUAUAAAUUAAAGAAGCCCAAAAAAGAAAAACUCAGAUAUUGCUACAGAUAUCUGGAUUGUACAGAUGAUCACUCCUUAAUCAUGUUUCAUAUUUUAUCUCUUGUUUGGUUGACAGUGGAAUUGUGGAUGUUAGCAAUGUAAGCCAAGCCAACUAGUAAACUCGCACAUGCCUACUUGUAGAGCUGAUUUGUACAUGCAUUCAAUAAAAACAGUUCUGAUGGCAUUGUGUUGGUAACA
Messenger RNA from Quercus robur (English oak), 2362 nucleotides. Its product is annotated as protein NUCLEAR FUSION DEFECTIVE 4-like. The transcript has 3 exons. NCBI's taxonomy places the organism in Eukaryota, Viridiplantae, Streptophyta, Magnoliopsida, Fagales, Fagaceae. The record is from RefSeq and is a predicted model, not a curated record. Gene Ontology annotation, cellular component: membrane. The coding region runs from base 325 to 1986 and encodes 553 amino acids.